CUGUUUAUGUUGCAGAGCAAAAGGAAUUAGAAGAUUCUGAUGAUCGAAAAUUCGAUUACGUGCCGUCUUGGGGCGAAAAAUUCUAUAAUAAGCGUGCUCCCUUAAUUGUUGUUUUUGAUAUUUCAACAAAUGAAGCAAAAGUUUUACCAAAGCUUGAAAAAAUUGAUCCUGGACAGGUUCAGUUUGGUCCUGAAGAUAAAUCCCUUAUUUUUACUGGAUAUAGUAAUGAACCACGACGUUUUGGUAUUGCAGCGUGUACUAAUCGAUUAGCUGGAAUAUACCAGUGUCAAUUGGAUGGGUCUAAUCUAGAGCAUCUAAGCGACAAUGUUGAGCAUGCACGGUCACCACGACUUAAUUUGUCAGGAAAUCGUUUAAUUUAUAUAUCUAAUCCAUCCGGCGGUCCACAUAGCCGAUGUUCGGAACUUUAUGAGUACAACUUUUCAUCAAGGCAAAAUCGCCUCAUCGUACCUAUUGUACAUUCUCCUUCACCAUCUUUUCAUAAUAACUUUCCUGGGAUAUAUAGUAAAUGUAUUCCUUUAAAGGCAUUUAUUACAAUUGAUGGCGUUCAAAAAUUGACUACGAUCGGAAGUUGGAAUUUAUUUUCAGCAUGGGACAAGUAUAUAUUAGCAUCGCAAGGUUCAACUACCGAAUUUCAUAAGUUGCAACUUGGAGUGAUAACUGGUUGUCAUGAAGACAACUUGAUUGUUGAUUGGACAGUGAUUGAUCAGCCUGAUGUAGAAAAAGUGGCACCUACUCUUGCCAAAUCCACAUGUUCCAUAUUGCAACCUUUCGAAAACAAUCCUUAUUUGGAAUUAAUAGUCCACAAACCCAAAGAAGUUCCUUUAGACAAAAAACCACCUCUCAUCGUUAUUCCACAUGGUGGACCGCAUGGUGUUUGUGUUACAAGUAUUAGCUUGACUAUAUCGACCCUAGUUUCCUUGGGUUAUUUUAUUGUGGAAGAUUCCGUUGAUGCACUUAUUGGAAAUAUUGGUAAUUUAGAAGUUGAGGAAGUUCAGGCUGCAGCACAGUAUUUUAUUGAUCAACACGAAGUUGAUCCUGAUGCGAUAACAUUAAUUGGUGGUAGUCACGGUGGAUUUAUCUCUGGGCACUUGAUUGGAAAAUAUCCGGAUUUUUACAAGGCCUGUGUUUUGAGAAAUCCAGUAUUAAAUAUUGGAGGAAUGACUUCAUCAACUGAUAUUCCAGAUUGGUGCUUUGCAGAACUAGGCCUUCCAUACUCUUUAUCCAAGCCACCAAUUCUCAAACCAUCCGAUUAUGCCAAGAUGUAUGAAAAUUCGCCAAUUUCAAAUAUAGAUCAAGUGAAGACACCAAUUUUACUAAUGCUUGGAGCAAUUGACACUAGAGUACCAUACGUUGAUGGAUUGGCGUGGUGGUACUAUUUGAAAGGACAAGGUAAGGUAGAGAUACAAUGUAAGAUGUAUAAAGAGACCGGACAUUCAUUGGAUAGCAUUGAAGCUGAAAUUCAAAGCGUUGAUGCUAUUACUAAAUUUUUAAAAAAUAAGAUUGGAUUGUAA
This is a messenger RNA of Racocetra persica, 1532 nucleotides long. The record is from the annotation of a GenBank genome assembly. NCBI's taxonomy places the organism in Eukaryota, Fungi, Glomeromycota, Glomeromycetes, Diversisporales, Gigasporaceae.